Molecule: messenger RNA, 3884 nt
Organism: Medicago truncatula (barrel medic)
Lineage: Eukaryota; Viridiplantae; Streptophyta; Magnoliopsida; Fabales; Fabaceae
Product: protein FAR-RED IMPAIRED RESPONSE 1
Exons: 8
Coding region: 1-3561 (1186 amino acids)
Biological process (GO): regulation of DNA-templated transcription
Molecular function (GO): protein binding; zinc ion binding
Source: RefSeq, a predicted model, not a curated record
AUGCUAACCCUAACCUCCAUAUUUGAGAGUGCCACUACUGGUGUUGGAAAAAGGAGUGGGAUGGAGAUGGACUCUUUUUUUGGGAUGAAUUUUAAGUACAGUGGGAGUGUCUCUUCUUCCACGAAAAGGAAGAGAAAAUUUCCUUUUCCUUCGGAUCGACAAAAGGAGCGUUAUGAAGACUGGGAUGCACUAAUCCUUACCACCCAUCAUGUGUUAAAACGGGAGAAAGUCUUGGUUCAAGCCAAGGAAAACUUGAAUUCUGGUACCGGAGAAGACAAAAUAAGUGCGCUACCUGAUUCACUUCUUUAUUAUAUUCUUUCCUUUAUUUCGAUUAAAGAUGCCGCCACCACAAGUAUCCUCUCAAAGAGGUCGAGACCACUUUGGCUCUCACAACUCUUCCUCAACUUGGAUGACGAACCAUUUCCAGACUCACUGACCUUUUGCAAUUUUGGAUAUUCACUCAUGGCCAUGCGAGAUAUCACUCUACCCAUCCUCUCUUUCCAUCUUGAAUGUUGGAACUACUACGAUUGCAGGGAUAUCUCCGAGGAUAUCUACAAAUUUGUUAAUAUAGCAAUUCAAAGAGGAGUUGAGAACCUCAACAUUGACUUCUCUAGCUCUCACUCACUUUUCUCCCGGAUGGCGCUGCCAUCUUUUGUUUUUAGUAGCAAAACAUUGUCAAUCCUUAAAUUGAAACAGAUAACCUUAAAUGAAGUUACAUGCGUUAAUCUUCCAUCUCUCAAAGCCCUUUACUUGGACGUUGUCACUUUCACAUAUUAUGAAUAUAUUUUGAAGCUUUUAUCAGGAUGUCCCAUUCUACAAGAUUUGGGAGCAAAUGAUUUACGAGUAGAGUUACCUUAUUCAGAGGGACGAGUUAUAAGUUUGUCCAAUUUGAUCAGAGCAAAUAUCUGUGACAUUCAUAUUGAGUUUGAUUGGCUUCAAAACGUAGAGCGUCUGCGUGCAACCGUGCUCAUGGAGAAGCUUCCCUAUACAUUUGAACGCAUUGCCAUGUUUCACAAUUUAACAUACUUGGAGCUUAUCAUCAAUUAUCAACAUUUUCCAAGGGCAUGGAUGUUUAAUGGUAUGAUAAGUUGCUUGAAUAUUGUCCCAAACUUUAAAGUCUUAUCAUUGAUGAGUUUGUGUUUUGUAAAAUUUGCUGCAUUAGUGGAAACGGGAUCUACUUCUUCUGUCCAAGAGGAGGUUGAUCACAUAAAUGAAAACAGUGAUGAAAAUUUAGAAGCAAAUAUUGUUCAAGCAGAUGAGGAACCUAGGAUUGGGAUGACAUUUAGUUCUGAAGAAGAAGUUAUCAAAUAUUACAAGAGCUAUGCUAGAUGUAUGGGUUUUGGAACUGUUAAAAUCAAUUCAAAAAAUGCAAAGGAUGGAAAAAAAUACUUUACUCUAGGAUGUACUCGUGCAAGAAGCUAUGUGAGUAACUCAAAGAACCUUUUGAAACCAAAUCCUACCAUAAGAGCACAGUGUAUGGCUAGAGUAAAUAUGUCUAUGUCUUUAGAUGGAAAAAUUACAAUUACAAAAGUUGCUCUUGAGCAUAAUCAUGGAUUAAGCCCGACAAAAUCUAGAUAUUUUAGAUGCAAUAAGAAUUUGGACCCUCAUACAAAAAGGAGGUUAGAUAUUAAUGAUCAAGCUGGUAUUAAUGUAAGCAGAAAUUUCCGAUCUAUGGUUGUUGAAGCAAAUGGAUAUGAUAAUCUUACAUUUGGAGAAAAAGAUUGUAGAAAUUACAUUGACAAAGCAAGACGGCUUCGACUUGGGACAGGAGAUGCUGAAGCUAUUCAAAACUAUUUUGUCAGAAUGCAAAAGAAAAAUAGUCAAUUUUAUUAUGUGAUGGAUGUGGAUGACAAAAGUCGUUUGCGAAAUGUAUUCUGGGUAGAUGCGAGAUGUAGGGCUGCUUAUGAGUAUUUUGGUGAAGUCAUAACUUUUGAUACCACUUAUUUAACAAAUAAGUAUGACAUGCCUUUUGCCCCUUUUGUUGGAGUCAAUCAUCACGGUCAAUCAGUUUUGUUAGGUUGUGCCCUAUUGUCGAAUGAGGAUACGAAAACCUUUUCCUGGUUGUUCAAAACAUGGUUAGAAUGCAUGCAUGGACGUGCACCAAAUGCCAUAAUUACUGACCAAGAUAGAGCAAUGAAGAAGGCAAUUGAGGACGUCUUUCCAAAAGCUCGUCAUCGAUGGUGUUUGUGGCAUUUAAUGAAAAAGGUUCCGGAAAAGUUGGGUAGACAUUCUCAUUAUGAGUCUAUCAAAUUACUUUUGCAUGAUGCUGUGUAUGAUUCUUCGAGCAUAUCUGAUUUCAUGGAGAAGUGGAAAAAAAUGAUUGAAUGUUACGAACUGCAUGAUAAUGAAUGGUUGAAAGGGCUAUUUGAUGAGAGAUAUCGUUGGGUUCCUGUGUAUGUUAGAGACACAUUUUGGGCUGGAAUGUCAACUACACAACGAAGUGAAAGUAUGAAUUCAUUCUUUGAUGGGUAUGUGAGCUCAAAGACAACAUUGAAGCAAUUUGUUGAACAAUAUGACAAUGCGUUGAAAGAUAAAAUUGAAAAGGAAAGCAUGGCUGAUUUUGUUUCAUUUAAUACAACAAUUGCUUGUAUUAGUCUUUUUGGCUUUGAGUCUCAAUUCCAAAAAGCAUUUACCAAUGCAAAAUUCAAAGAAUUUCAAAUUGAAAUUGCUUCUAUGAUUUACUGUAAUGCUUUCUUAGAGGGAAUGGAGAAUUUGAAUUCAACAUUUUGCGUUAUAGAAAGUAAAAAGGUAUAUGAUAGAUUUAAAGACACAAGGUUCAGGGUAAUCUUCAAUGAGAAAGACUUCGAAAUACAAUGUGCUUGCUGCUUAUUUGAGUUUAAAGGCAUUUUAUGCAGACAUAUCCUUUGUGUUCUUCAGCUCACAGGUAAAACUGAGUCAGUACCGUCUUGUUAUAUUUUGUCAAGGUGGAGGAAGGAUAUUAAGCGGAGACACACACUUAUUAAAUGUGGGUUUGAUGGAAAUGUUGAAUUGCAACUAGUUGGUAAGGCAUGUGAUGCCUUUUACGAAGUUGUUUCUGUGGGGAUACAUACUGAAGAUGAUUUAUUGAAAGUGAUGAAUCGGAUCAACGAAUUGAAAAUUGAAUUAAACUGUGAAGGAAGUUCUUCUGUCAUUAUAGAAGAAGACAGUUUAGUUCAAAAUCAGAUGGCUAAAAUUCUUGAUCCUGCAACAACUCGAAGUAAAGGACGUCCUCCCUCAAAAAGGAAAGCUUCUAAACUUGAUCAAAUUGUGCAAAAGAAGGUUUUAAGAAAGAAAACUCAAAAUAGAAACAAUAAGAGUAACAAUUAUCUUAGCCAAGAAGAGGGUCUGUGUCUAUCUAGACUUCAAGAAACUGAAAAAGCUGAGUUUUCUACAUCUCAAAUCAUUGAUGGGAUUGGCACACAACAGAGAAUUCAAGCAAAUUUAGCUCCCUUCAAUCCAAAUCAAAAAUAUUUUGUUGAAGUAAAUCAGGUCCCAUACUAUUCUCAAAGCAUAAAUCAUAAUAUUACAUGUUCAGAACUUUUAGAGGCACAACACCAUAUGAUUGAUAAACCAUCAGAAUGAGGACAUGAAUGAACCACUUCUUUGGGAGAUGAGAGUUGAAGAUGAUUGUUGCAGACUUGCAGAAACUAUUUAAAUUUAUAGUGUUAAGUGAUUAAGAAACUACAUUUUACAUGUUAGGAUGGCAAUUGGAAUCUACAGCUUGUACUGUUAUUGAAUGUAGUAGAAACUAUUUAGCUUUAUUUUAUGUUAGAAUUAUAAUAUUUUGAUUUGGAUGAUUUUUAUGUUAUUGGUGUUGAAACAAUUUAGCUUCAGUCCCACUUUUGUUCUUUGCACAUUUUGGAGGUUUAUAUUUAUGUCUCUUUGAGUGGACAUGUUUGUUACUU